Molecule: messenger RNA, 3252 nt
Organism: Phialemonium atrogriseum
Lineage: Eukaryota; Fungi; Ascomycota; Sordariomycetes; Cephalothecales; Cephalothecaceae
Product: P-loop containing nucleoside triphosphate hydrolase protein
Exons: 1
Coding region: 86-3115 (1009 amino acids)
Biological process (GO): mRNA splicing, via spliceosome
Cellular component (GO): intracellular anatomical structure; spliceosomal complex
Molecular function (GO): ATP binding; RNA binding; 3'-5' RNA helicase activity
Source: RefSeq, a predicted model, not a curated record
GACACAGUCAAGGUCUUGAUCAAGUCGAAUAGCAAUCACUCCUAAAGGUCGCCGCGAACCUGGCCCCUACCCCUACCGUAUCACAAUGGGUCGCAACCAGGAGGACGACCGUUCCAACAAGCGGCGCAAGCUGGACUUCAACCCCCUCCGCUCCGAUGACCGAUUCGGGGACCUCCCGUCUCGCUCCCACGGUCGCCCGCGAAACGGCAACGGGUCCUUCCCCGCUCGCGACUCCACGCCGCGGGCAGGCUCGAGGCACGCGGGCGGGUCGACGCCGCGGCAGACCGAGUUUGAUGGGCAGGAGCCGGGAGUCACGGACCAGGCGGCCGUCAACGCGCUCGACCGGGACUGGUACGGCGGCGACGACGACCUGGGCGGGCACACGUUCGGCGACGACUCGCACAACCCGUUCGGCGACGGCAGCGGCUGGGCGGCGCAGGAGAGGGAGGCGGCCCUCGUCGAGAAGAAGGUGGCCCAGUUCUCCAAGGGGAUGAGCGCCCGGCAGAUACAGAAGCAGAAGGACGUCGAUGCCUGGGAGACCAACCGGAUGCUGACGUCGGGCGUGGCGCAGCGGAGGGACCUCGGGGAGGACUUUGAGGACGAGCAGGAGGGAACGAGGGUCCAUCUGCUGGUCCACGACCUGAAGCCGCCCUUCCUGGACGGGAAAACCAUCUUCACGAAGCAGCUGGACCCUGUGCCGGCGGUGAGGGACAACCAGAGCGACAUGGCGGUGUUCAGCAGGAAGGGGAGCAGAGUGGUGAGGGAGCGAAGGCAGCAGAGGGAACGCCAGAAGCAGGCACAUGAGGCCACGAACGUGGCCGGGACCGCCCUGGGGAACUUGAUGGGGGUUAAGGAGGAGGACACCGAUAGUGCCCUGCCCGUCGCCACAGAAGACGAGGUCACCAAGACGCAGCAAAACGGGAAAACCUCGUCGAACAAAUUCAGCGACCAUGUGCGGAAAUCGGAGGGUGCGAGCGCCUUCAGCCAGAGCAGGACGCUGAAAGAGCAACGCGAGUAUCUUCCGGCGUUUGCCGUCCGAGAGGACUUGCUCCGUGUCAUCCGAGACAACCAGGUCGUCAUUGUGGUGGGCGAGACCGGCUCGGGCAAGACAACGCAGCUCACCCAGUUCCUGUAUGAGGACGGUUACGGGAAGCUUGGCAUGAUCGGAUGCACACAGCCGAGGAGAGUCGCCGCAAUGAGCGUCGCGAAGCGUGUUGCGGAGGAGAUGGAAGUGAAGCUUGGAGGUACAGUCGGGUACGCCAUUCGGUUCGAGGACUGCACGAGCAAGGAGACUGUGAUCAAGUACAUGACCGACGGUGUCCUGCUUCGGGAGUCGCUCAACGAGACCGAUCUCGAUCGGUACUCGUGCGUGAUCAUGGACGAGGCUCAUGAGCGAGCCCUUAACACCGAUGUUUUGAUGGGCUUGUUCAAAAAGAUCCUCCAGCGGCGCCGCGAUCUCAAGCUGAUCGUCACGUCGGCGACGAUGAACUCCAAGAGGUUCUCCGACUUCUAUGGCGGAGCGCCCGAGUUUAUCAUUCCUGGGAGAACCUUCCCAGUAGACGUCAUGUUUCACCGUUCUCCCGUUGAAGAUUAUGUGGACCAAGCUGUGCAGCAAAUCCUCAGCAUCCACGUCUCCAAAGGCCAGGGGGACAUUCUAGUCUUCAUGACUGGCCAGGAGGACAUUGAGGUUACUUGCGAGCUGGUCCAAGAGCGACUGAACGCGCUCAACGACCCCCCGAAGCUGAGCAUCCUGCCCAUCUACAGUCAGAUGCCUGCGGAUCUGCAGUCCAAGAUCUUCGACCGAGCCGCGCCCGGCGUACGGAAAUGCAUCGUCGCCACCAACAUUGCCGAGACCAGUCUGACAGUCGACGGCAUCAUGUACGUCGUGGACGCAGGCUAUUCAAAGCUGAAGGUCUACAACCCCAAGAUGGGCAUGGACACGCUUCAGAUCACGCCCAUCUCACAGGCAAACGCCAAUCAACGAUCCGGGCGUGCGGGGAGGACUGGUCCUGGCCAAGCUUACCGUUUAUUUACGGAGAAAGCGUACAACGACGAGCUCUAUAUCCAAACCAUACCUGAAAUCCAGAGGACUAAUCUCAGCAAUACUGUCCUCCUUCUAAAGUCCCUGGGAGUCAAGGAUCUCCUCGACUUUGACUUCAUGGAUCCUCCGCCACAGGACGUAAUCAGUACGUCCCUGUUCGAUCUGUGGGCCCUGGGAGCUCUGGACAAUCUCGGCGAUCUUACCGAGCUGGGACGCAAGAUGAACGCCUUCCCCAUGGAUCCCUCCCUGGCCAAGCUUCUCAUCACGUCGGUAGAGUACGGGUGCAGCGAAGAGAUGGUGACGAUCGUCUCGAUGCUCUCCGUCCCGAACGUCUUCUACCGCCCCAAGGAGCGCCAGGAGGAGUCGGACGCGGCCCGCGAAAAGUUCUUCGUGCCCGAGUCCGACCACCUUACCUACCUACACGUCUUCUCUCAGUGGAGGGCCAACGGCUACAGCGACGGCUGGUGCAUACGCCACUUUCUCCAUUCCAAGUCGCUACGCCGCGCAAAGGAGGUGCGCGACCAGCUGCUGGACAUCAUCAAGAUGCAGAAAAUGGCCAUGAUCAGCUGCGGGACGGACUGGGACACCAUCCGGAAGUGCAUCUGCUCGGGCUACUACCACCAGGCCGCCAAGGUGAAGGGCAUCGGCGAGUACAUCAACCUGCGGACGAGCGUGACGGUCCAGCUGCACCCCACCAGCGCGCUCUACGGCUCGGGCUUCCUGCCCGACUACGUCGUCUACCACGAGCUCAUCCUGACGUCCAAGGAGUACAUGUCCACCGUCACGGCCGUCGACCCGCACUGGCUGGCCGAGCUGGGUGGCGUCUUCUACUCCAUCAAGGAGAAAGGCUACUCGGCCCGCGAGAAGAGGAUCACCGAGACCGAGUUCAACAGGAAGAUGGAGAUCGAGGCCAAGAUGGCAGAAGACAAGAGGAGGCACGAGGAGCGCAUCCAGGCCGAGGAGGAACUCAAGUUGGUGAAGAAACCCGGGAAAUUUAGUGCCAAGAUCAACAAGACUGUCACUUCUGGCGAGGUGGUGAAGCCGGUCAGGAAGAGGGCAGGAAGAGGCUUCUAAGCCUUCAGGCCCCCGGGUUGCCUUGCCAGGCACAGAUAGAGAUCGUUCCACCCGCUUUAAUUUGCCGGCUUCUUCCGUGUGCUCGUGCCCUCAAGAGAAGUUGGUCCCUCCCUAGCCAUUGCAUAUACCAUUUGAGG